Messenger RNA from Panicum hallii, 2982 nucleotides. RefSeq lists its product as uncharacterized. Gene Ontology annotation, molecular function: starch binding. The coding region runs from base 291 to 2813 and encodes 840 amino acids. NCBI's taxonomy places the organism in Eukaryota, Viridiplantae, Streptophyta, Magnoliopsida, Poales, Poaceae. Gene Ontology annotation, biological process: starch metabolic process; regulation of starch metabolic process. The transcript is spliced from 16 exons. Gene Ontology annotation, cellular component: chloroplast stroma; starch grain. The record is from RefSeq and is a predicted model, not a curated record.
GCUUCCCUGCCAUUCCCGUCCUCCAUCCAAACAAUCUCCGAAGAUCUAAUAGAACCCAUAGAAACUUCUCCCAUUUCUCUCUCCUCGGCCCCGCGGCAGCGAACCCUUAUCAGUCGCUCUCGGUGGCUCGGAGCAGCGAUGCGCACCGCCUGCCUCCGCCCCAUCAUUCGUAUAAAACCCUCCCAUCCGCUUGCCUCCUCCAGCCACUGCUAGACGACCCAUCUCCUCCCCGCCGGCACCGGCCGCCGCGCCCGCCCCCCACGGCCCCGCCCGCGCCGUGGCAUGAGAAGAUGGCCGCGUGCUCCAGGGGCCUCGCCUGGCCGCCGUUCGAUCUGACCACGGCGAGGGGGGCGGCGCCCUGGCCGCACCGCCCCGCGCCGCGCCGCCGCGCCGCGAUCCGGUGCUGCUGCGCCGGGCCCGACCACGAGCCGCGGAGGCGCCUCUCCAGGGCGGCCGCGGCCGCGCCCGAGCGCGCCGAGGAGUGGCGCGUCGAUGGGAACAAGCCCUCCGCCGCCGCACCGGGCCGGCGGCGCGCCAACCUCACCGCCAUGCCUCCGCUCCCCUUCCCUGCACCUCGUUCUAGAAGGCAGUUCAAGCAACAGGAUUUCUAUCCGAGGUGCACGCAGAGGGGACCGGCGCCUCAGUCACGGGACACCCCGCCCAAGAGAGACACUGGUAUUGCUAGUGAGAAGGAAUGGGGGAUCAAUUUGCUGGAUGAAGCAGUCAAGGAGUCCGGAACAAAUGAAGAUGGAAGCACUUGGUACAGGGAGAGUGGAGAGGAUCCUGGCGAGAAUGGGUUCCGGUGCCGAUGGGCAAGAAUGGGAGGACAGAGCCAUGAUGGUUCCACUGAAUGGAAAGAGACUUGGUGGGAGAAAAGUGACUGGACUGGAUAUAAGGAACUAGGUGCUGAGAAAUCUGGGAAGAAUGCUGAAGGUGACUCUUGGUGGGAGAAAUGGAAAGAAGUUCUGUACCAAGAUGAGUGGAGCAAUCUUGCAAGAAUAGAGAGAAGUGCUGAAAAACAAGCGAAGUCAGGUGCAGAAAAUGCUGGGUGGUAUGAGAAAUGGUGGGAGAAAUAUGAUGCCAAAGGUUGGACAGAAAAAGGUGCCCACAAAUAUGGAAGGUUAAACGAACAGUCUUGGUGGGAGAGGUGGGGUGAACAUUAUGAUGGCCGUGGAUUUGUAUUGAAAUGGACGGAUAAGUGGGCAGAGACAGACUUAGGCACCAAAUGGGGGGACAAGUGGGAAGAAAAGUUCUUUGCAGGAAUUGGUUCUCGACAAGGGGAGACAUGGCAUGUAUCUCCUGGCGGUGAACGCUGGUCAAGAACUUGGGGAGAAGAACACUUUGGUAAUGGAAAAGUACACAAGUAUGGGAAGAGCACUACUGGCGAGAGCUGGGAUUUGGUAGUCGAUGAGGAGACAUACUACGAGGCUGAGCCUCAUUAUGGAUGGGCCGAUGUCGUUGGGGACUCGACCCAGUUAUUGUCCAUACAACCUCUUGAGAGGCCACCAGGAGUAUUCCCGAAUAUCGACUUCAGCUCUGCACCCCCACCAAAGGAUGAUCCACCCGGCAUGCCUCCUUCCACCCCUCUUGAGAAGUUGAUCGACCCCAUUCCUGCCUCCAUUGCCGGCUUAACCCCCUGGCUUGAGCUGCCGGGCAACUUCCAUCACUCCUCCCGCGUCAACACACCGGUCAAACCUCCCCGCCCUCCCAAACCUUUCCCCUCGCCGGAGCCGGCCACGAUGCUGUCCCUCGCCGCCCGCCUCGCCGUACCGGCCGCCGCGCUGCUGUUCCUCCUGGCGGCGCCCGCCUGGGCCACCAACUUCACCUGCGCCUCGCCGGGCACCACCUGCCGGUCCGCCAUCGGCUACGCAGUGCCCAACGCCACCACCUACGCGGGGCUCGCCGCCCGCUUCAACGCCACCACGACGCUCGCCGAGCUCCUCGGCGCCAACGGCCUCCCCGCCGACACGUCCCCCUCCGCGCCCGUCGCGGCCAAGGCCACCGUCCGCGUCCCCUUCCGCUGCCGCUGCGGGAGCGACGGGGUGGCCCGCUCCGACGGCGGGCCCGUCUACGUGGUGCAGCCGCAGGACGGGUUGGACCACAUCGCGCGCGACGUCUUCGGCGCCUUCGUCACCUUCCAGGAGAUCGCCACCGCCAACGACAUCAAGGACGUCAACGUCAUCUACCCCGGCCAGAAGCUGCGGAUCCCGCUGCCCUGCACCUGCGACCCGGUGGACGGCGCCACCGUCAUGCACUUCGCAUACAGCGUCGCCAAGGGGGACGAGACGUCCGGCAUCGCCGCCAGGUUCGGGGUGAACGAGCGCACGCUGCUGACUCUGAACAAGAUCGCCGACCCCAAGGACCUGAAGCAGGAGCAGAUUCUGGAUGUCCCCCUCCCUGUUUGCCAUUCAUCGAUCAGCAACACCUCGGCUGAUUACAAUCUGCUCGUCCCGAACGGCAGCUACGCGCUCACCGCCGGAGACUGCAUGCGGUGCAGCUGCAGUGCAAACAACUACGAGCAGCUAGACUGCUCUGCAGUUCAUCGCAGCGGGUGCCCGGCCGUGCCGUCCUGCGAUGGAGGCCUGAAGCUUGGGCAGACGACGAACGGCACCGGCUGCGAGGCCAAGAUUUGUGCGUACAGCGGCUACUCCAACACCACGUCGUCGCUCAGCAUACACACCGCUCUUGUAACUGCGAACCAGACAGCGUGCGACCAGAAGGGAGGAGCAGCGAGAACGGAGUUUGCCGGGUCCAUGUGGAGAAUGUCCGUGAUCUCCUUCCACAUGGUGUUGAUCCUGAUAUGCUUCCUUUGAUGCUGUAGAGGUGAGCUCUAAGAUGGUAUACGGUGUGCGUCACGGUGACAUUGUUGUUUAACUUGCCAAUAUGUUAACUCGUCUGGUUUAUCCAGAUUUUGUUGGUGAUUGGUGUAGAUGUUUGAAUAAAGCAAAGCUGAGCUUGCAUCCGGAAGUGAUUACAUACUAA